GUCUUUUUUACGUAUAAUUAAUUAGAGUACGUUAUGGCUGAUCAUCAAGUAUCAAUGCCUAUUCAUUGAUAACUAACAACUAACUUAACUAUCGCUACCAUCCCAUAACUAAUAACUAAUCCAUCCAUAUUAAGAUUCAGCUUCCGUCCUGACCCAACCUCGUCGUUUGCUUCUUGCUGAAUUAGUUGUUGUUGCUUGAUUGCUUGAUCGCUUUUCUGGUUAUUUUAUUUUGACUUCGUGGGCGGCUGCCUGCUUUGCUUUAAAUAAUUGCGUGGUUUAUUAUUAUAAUUAUUGUUGCUAUCAUAUCCGAUACCUCCAGUUCCACUACGACAGCGGCGGCGGCGGGCGGACGAGGGGCUAAGGUAUUAUAUUAAUGGUUCAUUAGCUCAUGACCAGUUCCAGUUCUUGCUCCUCUUGCCUGCUCUGGUUCCCCAUCUCCGUUCGUCUCCAUCCACCAUCCACCAUCUUCCCUUUCUUUCUAAUUCCCUCUUCACUCUUCCUCUUCCUCUUCCUCACCUCUUUCGCUUUCACCCUUCAGACUCGGAAUCUCGAUCACUUUCGCUCCGCCUCCUCCCCUCCUCUCUUUCCCCCCCCCCCCCCCCCCCCCCCCCCCUCGCCCCCGCACCUCUUCCCUCUGCAAUAUCAAAAGAUGAGUGUUGAGUCUUCUUUUUUUCUCCCUUUCUUUCUACUCCCCUUUUUUUUUUCUCUCGAAGAAAAAUCCUCUUGUGUCCUGGAAGUGAGCCAUUUUAAGGUUCGAGAUGGUGCGAGUCCAUCCGUGGACUGCCCGUUGGGUCCUGGUGUCAUCAUGAAUCACACCAGAGGAUCAGACAACAUAGACAUAUUUCAGAAGCAGCGCAAACAAGCAGGGCAACAACACCGGCGGGGAUAUCAUCCUUGAUUCGGCCUGCUCUAUAAGCGUAGUUCCCCAUCAAUCGACACAACCAUAUCUAUACAUACCUAUAUCAAUCAACUCACCGCUC
Molecule: messenger RNA, 980 nt
Organism: Aspergillus brunneoviolaceus CBS 621.78
Lineage: Eukaryota; Fungi; Ascomycota; Eurotiomycetes; Eurotiales; Aspergillaceae
Exons: 1
Coding region: 389-898 (169 amino acids)
Source: RefSeq, a predicted model, not a curated record